Spea bombifrons (plains spadefoot toad) is the source of this 3307-nucleotide messenger RNA. It is a transcript of the gene FNDC7, whose product is annotated as fibronectin type III domain containing 7. NCBI's taxonomy places the organism in Eukaryota, Metazoa, Chordata, Amphibia, Anura, Pelobatidae. The transcript is spliced from 14 exons. Bases 1 to 2442 code for a protein of 813 amino acids. The record is from RefSeq and is a predicted model, not a curated record. Gene Ontology annotation, molecular function: protein binding.
AUGUCAUCUUCACGCUGUAAUCAAAGAUGCCCACCAGCUACGCAGUAUUUUUGUUUUUGUUCAGAUAUUUCAAUGUCUGUCUAUGAUGUCACAUCAAGAAGUGUCUACGUCCGAUGGUCAAAAGUUGCUGGGGCGAUGUCGUACAAAAUCACAGCAAUCCCUGUUAUGUCAUUGGCUCAGCCUACAUUUGCAGUGUUUAAUUCAGCUACUAUUUUGGGGACCAUAAAUACACUUCUCCCAAAUACCAACUAUGAAGUAGCAGUGGAAGCCUUGAACCAAGAUGGCAUCAUUCUUGCUCAAGUUCAAAAGGUUCAGAUGACAGCUCCUGAGGUUCCCAUUAUUGAGCAAACAUAUUCGAAACUGAGUAACAGCAUCACUGUUGAAUGGCCGGAGGUUCCUGGAGCCUCUAGGUACCUGGUAACCGCACAGGAUGGGAAAUUCUUUUCUGAGACCAUAGUCUCUAGUUCCCCAGGAACUGUUACCGGCUUGCAACCUGCCACUAGCUACAGAAUCACUGUGCGAUCCAUCAACGAUGCUGGGAAAAGUCAACCUUCUCGUCCCAGGAAUGCAAAAACAGUGCUGGCGGCUCCAUUGGUCUCUGUGGUUUCCCCUACCAGUGACUCAGUGAGCGUAAGCUGGCAGGUGGUCCCUUCAGCUGCAUUAUACUCUGUGUCAGUCAUGAGAUCAGAUGGUCUGGGAAACAGAUGGAAUCAGAACACAACUGGCACGUCCAUCAACUUCACCUCUUUGGAUCCUGGCACCAUCUACACAAUAAAAGUUCAUGCCUGGGAUGCACAUGGGACACCAGGGGAUGAUGUCACCUAUAACCAAAUUAUCCGCCCCAUAUGUCCAUCUGAUCUUCAGAUAACGUUCGACAGUGGAGCAUUGGAAGCCACUUUUGCUGUAAUAGGAGCUGAAGCCACAACCAACUACACUGUGUUUGUUUCUAAUGGAAUAGACAGCAUAAACUGCACAAUGUCUGCGUCCCCAUGUAUAAUCUCCGAUCUGCAAUGUGGAAUGGAGUACACGGUGUCUUUGGCUGCAAGAAACGAUGCAGGAUCUACAAUGGCCAACAGGACAUGGCUCAUAAAAUCUGUUCCCUGUGCGCCCAGUGGAAUCACCAUCAUGGAGGAGAACCCAGGCAACUUGACAGUGUCUUGGUCCGAUGUUGAACUUGCAGAGUAUUAUGUGGUAUUUGUGAAGAGCGAUGAUGGCUUGGAAGUCCAUUGUAAUACAUCCCAGACAGUCUGCUUCUUUCCAGCUGAGUGUGGCUUCAUCUAUUUCAUGAGUGUUUUCGCAUAUAAUAAAGCAGGGCAGAGUCCUCUGGGAGAGAUUUUGAACUAUACCACGGCUCCCUGUUGUCCAAGUGAUUUCAGUCCAGGAUACGUGUCCACUGAUACAUUAGAGAUUAUUUGGUCUGCUGUCCGCGGUGCUGAAAUGUACGAGACCAAGGCAGACGAUGGGACCAAUGUGAUACUCUGUAACGAUACAGCCACUGUAUGCGCUCUCUCAGGCCUGCAGUGCGACACUCAGUAUAAUGUCACAGUGUAUUCAUACAGUGAAAACAGGGGCAGCAACACAUCUUGUGCAUCUAAGGCUGUAAGGACAGCCCCCUGUAGUCCAGAAAUUACCAAUAUCACCAAGAUCAACACAAACACAUUUACGAUAUACUGGGAUUCCAGCAACUUUGAUGCAGUAUAUACGGUUACUGCUAGAGGAUCUGGUGGAGAGAUGGACUGCACCAACUCAGAUACUUACUGUUCGCUGGAGAACCUUCCAUGUGGGGCAUUAUAUAUGGUCAGUGUGGUGGCAACUGCACCAUCCGGCACAAGCCUUCCAAGCUACAGUGUACCUUUGGAAACAGAUCCAUGCUGCCCAUCUAAUCUCAGUGUGGUCCAAGUCACCCAGUCGGUGACAAAUGUCAGCUGGUCAGUUGCCACUGGAGCCCAAACCUAUACCACAAUGCUUGUCUCCCCAAGAGGGCAGGCAAAAUGCCACACUCUUCAGAACCAUUGCCUGCUGGGAUGUAUCACCUGUGGAACUAGCUAUUCCGUGUCAAUUGAAGCCACAAGCCAAACUGGCCUAACUGCAAUGUGCACUUAUCAUGGCUACUCAUCGAGUGCUUGUUGUCCAUCUGGUGUGAAGCUGUACAGAUUGUCAAAUAGCGGCAUUCGGGUCACCUGGCGGGCAUCUUCUGGGCCAGCCAACUACACUGUCAACCUAUAUGGAUCUAAAGGAAACUUCACGUGUGUUCCCAACACCAGCUACAGUUACUGUGAUCUCACAGACAUACAAUGUGGGGAUGUUUACACUGUGGUGGUUUCUCCUAUUAGUAGUGGAGAACCCCAACUUUCCUUCUGUCCCAAAAAAAUAUAUUCUGUUACAUGCUCAGGAAGCUCACUUGGAAUGGUGAUCUACAGGGGAAAGAGAAGUGUCUCAUAGAAUGAAAAUAGAAUUAUCAUGGAAUCUGAAGACCAGGAAAAAUGACCAGCUCAAAGAUAUCCACUCAACAACAUUGAUGAAUGACAAUCCAAAGGGAUAACUGAUUCAUUUACUGUAUGAUACUAGUUUUGCCUGUUUCGAGCAUCACAGACAUCUGUAUAUGAAAUGUGCUUUGUUGGAUAGAAAAGCUUUAAACCAAAUUAAACAAUGCAAUAAAUUCUAAAAUGACCAUUUGGGAUGCAGUGUUUUUGUCACAUUAUAGGUAGAUUGUAUUGAUUCAGAAGAGCAGACUUUAAUCUAUAUCUGAGUUGUAUUGUUAAUUAUCUACUGAUGGAAUUCAAUGAUUUUGCAUUAAUCCUGGCCUUCCUGAUAAAUCCAUGUCCAACUCCCAAACUAGUGAUUCAUUGGGAGCAAAUUAUGGGUAUUUACUAAAGGUGCCAAUGGUUUACCAGCUAACACUCAGAUACCAGAACUUUGUUUAAUGGGUACCUGCACAUCCAAACCUUUUUACCUCCUCCUCUUAUCUCCACGGAAGUUUGGUCAGUUUUAGGAAGUGUUAGAGAACAGUCAGUAAGUGUUCCUGACAUGGAUAUCAUUCAGCUUGAGUUGUAACACUCAUGGCCCUUGGGUGGAGGUAAAAUGUCUAUGUGGGGUAGUUUGGGUCAAGGUUGACCCUACCAUACAGCAAAACCAGGCUACUGUCAAGAAGUUAAUCUGAAGUUUAGAAACCCCAGGACCAGCCCUAAUUUGGGGUAGGUCAUUACAUGUCUUCACACUUCAGCAGGUGCCAUGAAACCAUUUACAGCCCUAAUAUUUACAUUCUUUGAACAAGAUCCAUAAUUAUUAAUGUAAAAUGUAAUUGCCA